This is a messenger RNA of Rotaria sp. Silwood2, 477 nucleotides long. Lineage: Eukaryota; Metazoa; Rotifera; Eurotatoria; Philodinida; Philodinidae. The record is from the annotation of a GenBank genome assembly.
AUGCUUGGUUCAACAGCAACAACAAAUCGUGAUUAUCUAUUAUUCAGAUUAAAACGAAUAAUAAUUAAUUGUUAUAAAAUCUCUGAAGAUAUUCAUAUUGUAAAUCUAAGUUCACAUGUUGAUACAAUUGGUGUAACUAUUACGAAUAAACAAUCAUUAAUUGAUAUGUAUGCUCGAACAAAAGUUUUGGUUAAUCAUGUUGAAUCAUAUCGUCUUUACGAUGAACCUAUUAUUUUUCAAUAUUAUCUUCAAUUACCUUCAUUUAAUUCAGUUGUUAAACUUAUCUUCUUUGGUUUAAGUUUUUCAUUAUUUAUUAAAUUUAAACUUGACAUUCAUUGUUUACUUAAAUAUCUUGGUCUAUUUUCUGCUGGAUUAUUCGAACGACCUUCAUUUAAAAUGACAUGCGUAACUCAUACAGAAGAUAAUAUAUUGAUGUAUCAAAAAUGUCAAUUACCUGUGCAAGUAUAUAUUACUUAA